This is a messenger RNA of Mesoplodon densirostris (Blainville's beaked whale), 4544 nucleotides long. It is a transcript of the gene MFAP3L, whose product is annotated as microfibril associated protein 3 like. The transcript has 3 exons. Bases 316 to 1536 code for a protein of 406 amino acids. Lineage: Eukaryota; Metazoa; Chordata; Mammalia; Artiodactyla; Ziphiidae. The record is from RefSeq and is a predicted model, not a curated record.
GACAAAACACCACAGUGGUCACUAGAGAAAACUUAGAAACUCCAGAUAGUCACAAAGGAGGAGACUAGAACCCCAAGCCCGCCGCUCAGAAGCCUCCGGUGGACGUCCCGCUCCUGCGGCUCCGCGCGCGGCGGGGGCGCUGCCGGCGCGGGCACCGCGGCCGCAAGGGGGCCCUGCUCGGGAGGUUCUUAAUCCAGAGCCAACUCCAUGGACCCAGGCCGGGUUUGGCCCUUGGCCUGCUGUGAGCAGGGUGUUGUCUGCUAGAAGACUCCCCUGGCCGACCUGCUCUCUUGCCUUACAGAGCAAGCAAAGAAGAUGGACGGAGUGACGUGCCCUCUGCCUGUGUGCUUUCUGCCUUCUGUGCCCUUGCUAAUCCUAGUGUCCACUCUAGCGACUGCUACGAGUGUGGCCAACAGCACUUUAAAUGGCACUGACAUGGUCGUGGGCUCAGUGCCCGUGGUCAUUGCCAGAACCGACCAUAUCAUCGUCAAGGAAGGGAACAGUGCCUUGAUCAACUGCAGUGUUUAUGGCCUCCCUGAGCCCCAGCUCAAGUGGUAUAACUCCGUGGGCAAGCUGCUGCAUGAGGACAGCGAGGACCGAGGGGCAGGAAAGUGGCAGAUGCACGACGGCCUCCUGAACAUCACCAAGGUGUCCUUCACGGACCGAGGUCGAUACACAUGUGUGGCCGCCAACAUCCACGGCACCGUGAACAACACGGUGACGCUGAGGGUGGUCUUCACGUCGGGGGAUAUGGGCGUGUACUACAUGGUGGUGUGCCUGGUGGCCUUCGCCGUGGUGCUGGUCCUCAACAUCACCCGCCUCUGCAUGAUGAGCAGCCACCUGAAGAAGACCGAGAAGGCCAUCAACGAGUUCUUCCGUACGGAGGGCGCCGAGAAGCUGCAGAAGGCCUUCGAGAUCGCCAAGCGCAUCCCCAUCAUCACCUCGGCCAAGACGCUGGAGCUGGCCAAGGUCACACAGUUCAAGACCAUGGAGUUUGCCCGCUACAUCGAGGAGCUGGCCCGCAGCGUGCCGCUGCCCCCGCUCAUCAUGAACUGCAGGACCAUCGUGGAGGAGCUCAUGGAGGUGGUGGGGCUGGAGGAGCAGGGCCAGAACUUCGUGCGCCACGCGCCUGAGGGCCAGGAGGCCACCAGCGGGGACGAGGUCUACACCAUCCCCGACGCCCUGCAGCGGAGCGAGUCCCCCACCGCUGACUCAGACGCCUCGUCGCUGCACGAGCAGCCCCAGCAGAUUGCCAUCGAGGUGUCCGUGCACCCCCAGGCCCGGAGGGAGCCCACGGAUGACCGGGACGGGGGGCCCCUCGAGGCCAGAGACGAGGAGGACACCGAGCCGUCGGCCGAGCACUCCCCCGAGUCCGCGGCGCCUUCCACCGAGGUCACAUCCGCGGCGCUGACCUCCGAGGAGCCCACGCCUGUCGAGGUACCGGACCGUGUCCUGCCCCCGGGUCUCCUGGAAGCCACAGAGCCUGCCGGGACAUGCGACAGGAACACCCGCGUCGUCUAUGAAAGCCAUGUCUAACAGCGCCCCCCCGAGAAGCUAUGCACACCCCAAGAAUCGGGGCCGCCCCCCCACCCACCCAGGGCCUGACGCAGUCCACCCUCGCCGCUAAGCCUUACCAGAGACGCCUGUCCCGUAGGUAGGAGCCAGGCCCCUUCACAAGGAAGCGCCUGUGUGCAUGCUGUGUGCCCGGACCGCGCCCCGUGACAGAGGAUGCAGGCAGCGGCAGGAUGCAGAGCCGGCGACCUUGGGCAGGUGUCUGUGCGCGCGGCACGAAUCUCAGAGGCUCUUCUCUGCCAGCUACCUUAAUCGCUGAUGCCCUUUUGGUGCGAGAGACCCUGAGGUCAAGAGCCCUAUCCAGUGCACACUGCAGCGCUUUUCCUUUAAAAAAUCAUAGGUCUGCUACGAGAGCAGCUGCACGUCCGCGGGCCUGUUGCACUUUCUUCCCAGUUUUAACCCCCCUUCCCUGUUCCCCUGUAACCGCGUCGUCGUGACACGAAUGCUAAUCGUUCCUUCUGGUUUCGUCCCGUUUGCCACUUUGUCCUUAUUUCUCUCCCCCGACCCCCUCAAACCCCCCGCCAGACUUUUACCUCAGAGGCUUUGGUGUCAGGGCUGAUACCCACAAGUCAUCUGUAAUGUUCCAAAGCAGUUACCAGCCUCGUGAUUUUUGUCAUUUCCCAGGUCUGUCUCCAUCUAUCGCUUUUUUUGUUUGUUUCCAAUGAAGCUGCUGUUGUGAAACUGAGAAAAAAAAAACCCUUGCCCAGGAUAGCACUUUAAUAGCCACAUAAACAUGUGUUGCCUGUCCGAUCCUGAGAGCCUGUAGGUGAGCUCAGCUGCGGUUGCAGGGAGACUGUAAACUUGAAUUUACGCAAACUGUCCAUGAAAAGUGCUGUGUUUACGUGUAAGUAACGGCAUCCUCCAAACACGGCUGCUGCUGGAUCUGGAACGCAUGUUGCUUCCAGAGACAGAGGCAUCUGACGAAUCCGUGUACGUGUAGAAUGUGGGCCUCCCUCGAGGGCCGCCAGGGGCCGUCCUGUGACCCACACACUUGGUUUGGGGCAGCGAGUGUGAGGGUCCGUGGGGUCGCCUAGCCAGGCCCACUUCUCUGAACUGCAGGGCUAGCUUGUCCGUCCUUGAAGGGGAGAGUGAAAGGUUAGGGUGAUGGCAUCAAAUUUCACGCCAGAAUUCUUGAAUUAAUUUUGUCCCACAAGAAAGCAGUUGUAUGGGUGGCAGAAUGAUGUUAUAGAAACGACAAAACUAGUCACCCAAAGGCUAGCAUCUCGUCUGACGGUGCCAGUCAGCACCGCAGGCUCUGGGCAGGUGGGGCCUCCGUUCCUUCCCUGGGAGAGGGCUCGAGCUCCAUCUAGAUGGUCUCCUCUCCCGCAGAAUCACCUGGGCCUCCUCCACAAUUACUCGAAAGAUGUUUCACUUUCCUCUCUGGUUCCUCUAAUCUUUUCUGCUGAAAGUUAGUAUUGAUGCAAAUCAAGAGGAUCGGUUUCAAAAACUCAAAACCCCAAAUCCUUAGGGCAGCGUCUGCAGUUUAGAUGUCAUCGUGGGAAGAAGGAGAGGUAUUAGUUCAUCUCCAUUUAUGAGCAGGGGAGCCAUAACCCUGAAGUCGUCUUGAGGGUCACGGCCACAUCAUGGUUUCCGUGGAGGUUCCCCGGGCCACACGGAUCGUGAGAGCAGACCUGAUGUUUAGUCCUCACUCUCUCGCUUUCAGGAUAAGUGACCUUCGACACCCCCCUGGGUUUAAUCUUUCUCAUCUGACAAACAUGGAGGUGGUACUUGAUGGGCCCCCAGAUCCCAUCCGGCUCAGACAUUUUAGAGUCUUACGGGAAGUUUGUGAUGGCCCCCCUUGCAGGCGACGAGCCGUCUUGGGAGCAAACAUGGGCACGUGAGGUUAGAUAGCCUUGCUGCCGGCCUUCACAGCAAGAGCAUCUGAAUCUGUAGCUGAGGGCAGAGGGUUUGGCUUCAGGGGUUUCUCUAUGUAUAGAUAACUGGUGUGACAGGGGGUCUGACAAGAUUCAGAGUCGGAUCCGAGUCCUCGUGGCCUCACAUGACCCAUUGCCAUCACUUAGGAGUGUCUCGGGUGGUCACCUAAAAAGUAGUGAACAGUCCAGAGCAACCUUGACUGCCCACUUGCACUCUCUGGACGAGGGUUUUCUGUAUUUGGGUUGCAGAAGCGUUUUAUCUCCACCUCUUAGAGUUUUCCACUUGUCCUGGAGGCCAGCAGAUUCUCACCAUGGAUCUGUAUGCCCACAGCACCAGCAGGGACCCACACUCAUUUUGUGACACUGCAUGAACUUUUUCCCUUUCUGUCCAGUUCUCCGUCCACCGAAACCCAUGUGCACAUUUCCACGUGGAACUUACUGGAAAAGGCAUCUCUCCCAUCUAGACACUGAUUAGGGAUAGAAAAGUUAAAAAUGGGCAGAUUUUUUAUGAAGCAGGGGCAGAAAUGUGUGACCAAAGAAUGUUUUCAGGUUGGUUUUAGCUUCUUUAGACCGGCGAGGUUAGAUAGAUUUUCCAAAACCUUUCCCCUCUUUAAGGCAUCAGAAAGCUCUUGAUAGAAUAACAGCCAACCAAAGAGGAGGCUGGCUUACAAUGAAGAUUUCUCUGUCCAGAAAGGCUACACUCUUCCUGUUCAUCCUGUAGCUUCUUUACAGAAUAGGAAAGCUCUCCUGCUAGAAUAUGGAACAGAGAUGAUCUCGUGACUUUUGGCUGAUUUUUCAAAGAUAAACUGUUCAGCUUCAUAGAAAUCCAUAAAAGUAUGGCUGCAUGUGAGCGUGUGUGUGUGUGUGUGUGUGUGUGUAUGCACACAUGCAUACGUCAGGCUCAUUUGGGCAGUUUUAACAGCUUAGCACUAAAUCCCAAGCCAUGUCUUUUGGGUCUUAGGUCAUUAUUUUCAAAAGUAAGCAGUUUCUGGUUUCUGAGUCAUCUGGUCAUAUCUCCAGUGAUUUUUUUUCUUGAAGUUCUGAAAAUGAUUCAGAUGUGUGUGCAUAUUUAAUUCACUUAGAUGAUCUGUAAACUUG